Williopsis jadinii is the source of this 1404-nucleotide messenger RNA. RefSeq lists its product as uncharacterized. The coding region runs from base 369 to 1223 and encodes 284 amino acids. The transcript has a single exon. NCBI's taxonomy places the organism in Eukaryota, Fungi, Ascomycota, Saccharomycetes, Phaffomycetales, Wickerhamomycetaceae. The record is from RefSeq and is a predicted model, not a curated record.
UCAAAUGAGCAAGAACCUCUUAUUUCAAACACCAAAUACUUUGACGAGAGUGAAAUACAGUUGGCUGUGACUUUAGGCUGGGAUGAUGUUGCGAUGUUCUCCAAGUCGGUGGCUCAACUCAAAGUGCCCCGAGAACUUUGGUCAUUGGUUAUGAGACUUGUUGAUCUCAACAGUAACACUGAUUUCCAGCUUAUAAACUUCCGGUCUAUUUCUCAUAAGAAAACCAGUGUCGAUUCUGUGGGAGACGAAACAGGUGAGGAUGAUGAUGAUGACAAUGUCACACCCUCCAUGCUUAACACUGAAAUGACAAACACCAAAUUCUUAUUAAGUUGAGCGAGAGAUGAAUUUGUUAGAAUUCAGAGAAAGGGAUGCUUGUGAAGAAUCCCACGUCUAGCUCUGGGGACAGUCCUGUAUUGACCGUGUGCGCCACUGUCGUUAAUUUCUUUGGUGAUCUUCCCGCAUUGUCGAGAUUUGUUGCUCUUCGUGGAACUGGUGCAAAUACACCAUGCUUAUCGUGUAACGAGGUCAAAGAAGAAGUUGAAGACCCUAGUAAGCUGUACUCAGAUGGGCAUCCUGUGACGAUUGAGUACAAUAGAUGGCUGUCCUCCGAGGAAAAUGGUUCGUCUGUUUCUUGGGCUGAGAAAGUGGGUAUUGAAUUUGAACAUUUAAAAGGGUACGUCGAGAGAUUCAUUGAGGAGGAUACGAUAAAGAGGAAAGUGGCUAUUCCUUUCUGUAUGACCUCAUCUCAGACAGCAGAGGGUGAUAAGUUUCGUCAGAGAGGCCCGGAAUUUCGGGAGAUGCUAAAGAGCUUGUGUCCAUGGGUCAAAAUUCCAGCGGGGGGGGGGGGGUACUGCGAUUCAGAUAAACAUGAAAGCACCAAUUCCUGUAAUGAAUCUACUCCUAUGAGACUUUUGGAAACAAAGAUUGAGGAACUCUUAGGGGUAAUACGUCUUCAUAUAGGAAGCUGUACGCCAGUUUAUGAUUUUGACUUAUCUAUGGGACAAAACAGAAUUAACGGGGUUGACGUCAUGUAUUGUCUAUGUGAAAAGCUAUUUCCAAAGAUGCUUAGACUUCUUUCAGAUGCCAAAGACACGUCUCUACUAAGCCGGAAGUAUGCUUUACCUCCUCUUAUUCUGACAAAUCUGAUGGCUGCAUUAAAGAGUUUGUUAGGUGCAUCAGAUAUAUGGCCAUCAGAGUUUGGGGGAGCCACCAACCUUAGCUGACACUUUUGAAGCCUAUCUCAAAGCCGAGAAGGCACAGCAAUUGAUAUGUAUGGUUCCUGCAUUAUUGUCAUCUGAUUAUUAUUCAUGUCAUCUGGAUCCUGACUUUUUAAAGCUUUUCCAACUCUUUACAAAGAUGUCAAAGUUCCUGCUGGGACACAACAUCACGAAGGCAGAGACUCCA